CCGUAUUUAAAAACGUCGUUGUUGUUAUUACAUAUACAAUAUAUACGGCGGAGCUUGUACGUAUUCAUAUAUCCAUGUAUAACCAUCACAGUAUAUAACAUCAAAGAGAGUAGACGCAUGUGAGCGAUAUUGUAUUACUUUUUUGGAACGCGCGACACAUUUACCAAACGACGCGCACGACGGAAUCUUCUCUCUUUUUGUGUGCUCUCUGAGAGUUGCUCUCUAUAACGUAAGUUAUUCUCGGGUUUUUUUUUUUAUUGCUCACUCACUAGUCGCUGUUGUUGGUCGUCCUCUCGACUUUAGAGAAACGAGACGAACGAAGGAGGUGUAAAGUUACACAAAAGUGCAGUGCACACUAUACGUGUGUGUAAGUGUAUGCUUUCGUUGAACGUGCGGUUUUUGCCUGCUGCAUCUGCAGAGAAGCGAGAUAAACUCGUCCGUUGUUAAAUAUGGCCUGAGAAGCUGAAGCUGCUCUGAACUGCUGUACAUGUAGAGAAGCCCAAACACCCGUCUAGUCCCCCAUUGGAAUCAUGGCUGACGAUGAGGGCACCGAGUGGCUCCAGGAGUUGCUGCACGACGUGCAGCUCUCGCAGUUCUUCACGCGAAUCAGGGACGACCUGCAGGUGACGCGGCUGCAUCAUUUCGAUUACGUGCAGCCGGAGGACUUGGAGAAAAUCGGUCUGGGCAAGCCGGGGAUUCGGCGUUUACUCGACGCCGUGAAAAAGAAGCGCACCACGCAGUGGAAGAAGACCCUGAUCACGAAGAUAAGGCCCGGCAGUGACAAGAACAAGAGCAACAAGCGCGCCUCCCAGACGGUCGAGACCUCCUCGGUCCUCACCUGCCUCAUCCAGGACAAGGACGUCACGUUAUCCGUCAAGCUGGGCGAUGGGAGCUUCGGCGUCGUCAGGAGGGGCGAGUGGAGCUCGCCGACCGGGAGGACACUGCCCGUCGCCGUCAAAGUGCUCAAGGCCGACGCUCUGACCCAGCCGAACGUCAUCGAGGACUUUGUGUCCGAGGUUCAGUCCAUGCACACGCUCGACCAUCACAAUCUCAUACGGUUGUACGGUGUGGUACUGUCGCAGCCAAUGAUGAUGGUGACGGAGCUCGCGCCGCUCGGUGCGCUCCUGGACUACCUGCGCAAGCAGUGCGGCCACAUAUCGGUCCUGACGCUGUGCAAUUACGCGUUACAAGUGGCUACGGGUAUGGCUUACCUCGAGGCCAAGCGGUUCCUCCACCGAGACCUCGCCUGCCGAAACGUCUUGCUCAGUUCCGUCGACAAGAUAAAAAUCGGGGACUUUGGCCUGAUGCGCGCACUGCCCCAGCAAGAGGAUUGUUACGUGAUGACGGAGCACAAGAAGGUGCCGUUUCCUUGGUGCGCUCCGGAAUCGCUAAAGGCGCGGCAGUUUAGUCACGCCUCGGACGUUUGGAUGUACGGGGUCACGCUUUGGGAAAUGCUGACGUUUGGCGAGGAGCCCUGGGUGGGCCUGAACGGAUCGGAGAUUCUCAGGAAGAUCGAUAGGGAGGGUGAGAGGCUGCACGAGCCGGAAGCUAGUCCGCCGGCGAUGUUUCAGUUGAUGUUGCAUUGCUGGGCCAGAGAGCCGACAGAAAGACCAACUUUUGCGUCACUCAAAGACUCGCUCACUGGAAUGGUGCCAUCGGUUAUGAAGGCCCUAAACCGUUUCGAUGAGCCGGAAAAGAUGCAAAUAGAGCAGGGUGAUCAAAUCGUCAUAAUUGACGGCCGGCCUGAGAACUACUGGUGGAAGGGCCAAAAUCAGCGCACCUUCCAAGUGGGCGUAUUUCCACGCUGUCUGGUUGAUCCGAUGCGAAAGAAACAGCCCGAAGACAUCAGCAAACCACUGGAGAAUUCUUUCAUCCAUACAGGCCACGGGGCGCCAUUCGGCAAGAGUUGGGGCAGUCCUAUAUACAUCGACGACGUGUACCUUAGAAAUCCGAUGGAACCCCCGGAUGUUGUGGGAAUUACCGAGUGCGCGAUGAAAAAGUUCCCUGGUGGAACAGCUCAGCGCACCCGUAAGCAGUUCAAUUACACAAAGUUGCAAAACGAUCUCAGGGGUAGUCCAGUAAAAGUGCAAAAUACCGCUGUGUCGUCAGCAGGAAGUUGCAGUCAAGAGGGUACUUUGAUUGAUCUAUCCCCUGAAGAGCUUGCCAAUGCGGCUGCAAUUGCCGGGGACAAUACCAAUUCAUAUCGGCGUGUGAUCAACAUCCUCGAUGAACCAAUAGACGUACCAGAGCGAGAACCCACGACACCACAGGAGACUUGGCCGGAAGACGAUCCGCGUACCUACGCCAACUGUCCUACUAACAAUGGUGUUGUUAUUGCUGCUGCUGCUGCUGCUGCUGCUACGUCAAAUGUUCCCGAUCCCUUUGACACGUCGAGGGUAUUCACAAAUUCGAAUCAGCCCCGAUAUUACAGUCAAGUGACACCGGAACUUCCUCCCCCGAAUCCUUAUUACUCGACCCCUUCUGCGCAACAACAGCAGUACAGCAACACUCAGGAUGAGGCAAGCGGCGCUGCGUCACUUCAGCACGCACUCAACCUCAACAAGGACUUGCACAGUGAAAAUACAAACAUUAACGUUAACGUGAACGUAGAUAGUGGUAGUAAUGGAUACUCGAGUGGUGAUCAUUACAGUGAGAUCGACAAGGCAGAGAGCACCAGUCCGAGUCCGAUCCCUCAGAAUUGGCCGGACGACAUUAGAGUUGAUUCAGCAGCCCCAGUGACCUAUGCAAAUGUAGUACGAGGUGGGCUGCCGGUAACAUCGCCACCUCCUCCGCCACUCAUUGGUCCGAAUGAAAGCCCAACCAAGUCUAAGAAUAACGUUGACAUAGCACAGAGCAUAGGUGAGCUGUCGAUCGAGACGCGAGCUCAGGCAUCGCCAAAGAAACUGGAUCCUGCUUUCCUUGCCGAGCUCGAAAAACAUUUGGGCGAAAAGGAGGCGACAAAGAACACCAAUGCUACGAAGCAACAGCCCACACAGCAGGUAACACAGCAGCAGCCAAUCACGGCCGCGGCACCAUCGAACCUUCCAGUUGCCACGAAUAAGCCUCCCGACAACAACGUCAUUCCGAUGCUGAGGCCACCACCCCAGCCUGUCAAGCCAAAGUCGCCCAACUGUGAUCAGCGAUCGAGCGGAAGUAACUUUAACUUUCCAAACAAGGUUCAGAAUUCGUGGCCAACAAAGAGCACCAACAUCCAGCGGCCAAGGAGUCAAAUCGGUCUUUCGAGUCAGCCGAUCGAGUGCAGCGGCUCCGAAGCAGCUAUUGCUCAACUGUGGCAUCAGAACCAAAUUCAGAAUCAAAACGUCGCAGGCGCUGCUUGCGUCCUCGGUAACACUGCCGCUACCUCAUCCUCGAACUUGCAUCAAAUCCUGCCAAAUCACGCUCCGAGCAAUCUGGAAACUGCGGCCCACAAUAUUGCUCUCGCCUACCAGCAACAAUUUCCACCUCAGCACUCGAACCAGACGGGCGCGCAGUUUUCACAUUCCUCAGCGUCAGUGCAGGGCGCAGCAGCAACAACGGCUUCAUUGUCUGGAACGCUGCAGAGGCCAAAUUCCAUCGCUGGAACGGUUCUGUCCGAGCAAGUGUACGCAGAACUCAAGCAGACCGUGCCGAACCUGGACCAGCUAUCCCAAAGCGAAUUCAAUACUCUCUAUAAUAAAACCGUCCGACAGAACAUACUCAGGAGCUACCAGGCAAACAGCAACGCUUUAGCUAGUGCGACGAGUCACAUGUCUAGCAACUGCAGCCCAGCGAGCAGUCCAUCCUCGCAAAAGUCAAACGCACGACAGACGCUACCGCGCGAAUUCAGUCCCAAUCCAAAACAGCCACCCAUGUACAAUCCGCCACCACAGCCACCGUUCUCGCCGCUUAAGCCCAUACAGAACGGCUUCGUGCAGAAUCCGAUCUCCAGUCAGCAGCAGCACGGCAAGCCCAAUGUCAACAGUUCCAGUCCAAACCUCAUGCAGUUCACGCCAACGCGACCGGCGAGUCAGCCACAGCAUGUUUAUCCGAAUGCAUCGCGUAGCCUGCUGCCACAGCUGAACGACUCGACGACGCCGAUGAGUAUGCAGCUGGUCCCGGGGGCGGCGUCCUAUCCUAGUGGUGCUAGUCCACCGCUAACGGGCAUCUCGCAGCAGCUGGUCAUGUCGCUGAGCGACGAGUUUCGGGCGAUCAAAGUGAUGAACGUGCGGCAGGAGACACACGACGCGUCGCAGCAAGAGGCAUUGGCUGCCCUACAAGCGACUGGCUGGGAUGCAGCCCAGGCUGCCAAGCAGAUCGUCAAAGACCGAAUAGUUAAAAUUGAAACGUUACUCAGGCUUGGACUUGCCAAUAGACAAGAUUGCGAAAACGCAUUGAAGCAGACUGAAUUCGACGUAGAUUUAGCAGCUUCUUACUUGUUGGAUCGUGCGAGAUGAACUAUCCACGAGCUUAGUAUACAUACAAAGUUUAUUUGUAGCUGAUUAUCGUUGUAUAAAAAAAAAAAAAGUGGCCUGCACAAUGUGAAAAUUCACCAAAUAUAUUAUAUGUAACUCGACCUCGACGUAUUCGUAACGAUCUAAGGUUUUUAGAGUCAUUAGAACAAAAUAAUGGCUAGUAAUCUAGAUGAUGAGAUGCUCAAGUGAAGUUAACUAACGUACGAUUGUACUUUUAGUUCAUUCCUUUGUGUUUGAAUACUCAAUGUUACAAAGCUCAGCCAGAGUUACAUACAAAUUAGAUAAGGAAGAAACGUUCUAAUCAAUUAUUAAAUAUAAGAUGUAAUAUUUAGACAGAUGUAAAUCUGAGUACGAUCAAAAUGUAAAAAAAGAACCUGUUUGGUUCUUUUUUUUUUUUCUUUUUUUUUUCUUAAAAUUAGUUUUGACUUGAGAACUGGAUGCCGGCACCCUUGAGAUUUUAGACAACUAUAACUGAAUAAGUACUUAAACAAUUUAGGAAAAACUGACACGUGACAAAAAUGUAUUCUAAUAUGACAGAAUCAAAACCAAAUUCGAGUAACAGAUAAUUAUACUCAACGUAUUCUCAAGAGUGCUAGCUUCCUACGUUUAAGCUAAGGCUAAGGCUUGAGAAAAUACUUUGGAAUAUGAUGCUGUGAUAUGCGCUACUAAAGGCUCUAUCAGUGAUUCUUUCUGGUAACGUCGAUAGUUAAGUUAUCCUCUUUUCCUUUUAAUUUUGGAUUUGUAAAUAACUUUAGCUUUGUUAUUAAAAAAAAAAAUAUAAAAAAAUAAAAAAAUUGGAGGAUGUAAUAAUCAAUUUAGUUUAAGGCACAGCGUACGAUCAAAAAUAAAGCUUUAAAUGGCUUUGAUUAUUGAAAUCUACGUUUUGAUUUUAUCGUGGAGUAAGAUGAUGCAUCGCGUUUAUUUAUUAAUUUGAAUGAUCAUUCAAUAUGCCCACUUUGUAUUAUGUAUAGCGUAAAUGUACAGAAUGCAUAAAAAAGUACCCUACGUGAAUGCCUCUUGGAUUAUAAUUUUGUUUUCUAACAUUUUAGAUCAGUCUACAUAAGAGUGUUAAAAAUUACAUUUGUAGUAUUGAUCACUCAGCGUGCAUUUACAAACGAAAUAAAAGUUUUUUUAAAAUAAAUCAACUAACGCAUACUCAGCAACAUGCGUAACGAGUUUGAUCUCGAUUUUUAAAGAUAUUAAUUGCAUCGUAUUGUAUAAAAUCUGUAAUUUAAAAAUAUAAAGAAACUUUUAUUGUUAUUUCAAAAUUAAAAGUUGUCAGUACUAUGCAGUUAGACGAUUAAUAAACUUUCCAGCUGACCGUCAAGUCGAAGGGUACGUGCGAGAAAAAGCGUUGGCGUACACGCCCUUAGAUCUUCUUUUGCCAAACUUUCCAUGAGAUACAUAUAUAUUUUUAAAAACGAAACUCAACAACUCAAAUAAUGUAAAUCGUACGUAUAGUUGCGAAAAAAAAAUCCAUUCCCCUCCCCCUGUCUUUCACUCUUCUCUCCCGUCAAUCAUUAUUUCCUCCCAAUACAACAUUAGCGAUGGAGACGUAUGUACUUGCAAAACAAAAGCGCCUGAAGGCACAUAGUAAAAGCACUGCCCUUUCGCUAAAGAGGUAACUACUGAAUACACCCACGUACGAUCUUC
This is a messenger RNA of Copidosoma floridanum, 6104 nucleotides long. It is a transcript of the gene Ack, whose product is annotated as activated Cdc42 kinase. NCBI's taxonomy places the organism in Eukaryota, Metazoa, Arthropoda, Insecta, Hymenoptera, Encyrtidae. Gene Ontology annotation, molecular function: ATP binding; protein binding; protein tyrosine kinase activity. Gene Ontology annotation, biological process: protein phosphorylation. The record is from RefSeq and is a predicted model, not a curated record.